Messenger RNA from Pistacia vera, 1852 nucleotides. RefSeq names its product protein OCTOPUS-like. NCBI's taxonomy places the organism in Eukaryota, Viridiplantae, Streptophyta, Magnoliopsida, Sapindales, Anacardiaceae. The record is from RefSeq and is a predicted model, not a curated record. The coding region runs from base 113 to 1699 and encodes 528 amino acids. The transcript has a single exon.
UUUUCAAAGCCAAAAACGCUUUCAUUUCUUCUCUUAUCAACUCAACUCUCAUUUCUCUUUAAAAAUGAGAUGAGAGCCCACCACUACUGACUACUCUUCACCACCAGUAGCCAUGACUCUCCAGCCACAGCAAACUCACCACCGCUACUCCACGUGCCACCGCCACCCCACCACCAAGCCCAUCACUGGCUUUUGCGCCACGUGUCUCUGCGAACGACUCUCCAGCAUCGAUUCCUCCGCCACCGCCACUCCCACCUCCUCUACAAGUCCUCGCCUCCGCCGUACCAAAUCUUACUCCUCCUCCGACCCAAAUGCAGCCUCCGCCUUCGGCUCAGCCUCCGAGCCCCGCCGCAAAUCCUGCGACGUUGGGCCCCGCAAUACACUCUUCAACCUCUUCCAUGUAGACGACCAAUUUAAAAACAAGAAAAUCUACGGCCCCACGAGCGUGGGACCCGCGUUAAAAGAAGAAGAAGAAGGGGAAGAGAUUAAAGUUUGUGAUGCGUUGAGUGAAGAUGAAAAUGAAGGCGAGCUCAAGUCAAUGAAGGAGUUCAUAGAUCUCGAGCUUGAACGCAAGAAGAGUCACGUGAGUGGUUUUUGGGAGACGGCUUCAGUUUUUAGUAAGAAGUUACUAAAAUGGAAGCAGAAACAACUGCAACGAAAGAACAAGAAACAGAGCACUGAAGAAGACAAUAAUAAUAAUAAUAAGGGCACUGAGAGGCCAACAGCAGAGACAGAAACUCAGUCCGAAAUUGGGUUGUACGGAUAUUUCGGAAGAAGAUCUUGCGACACUGAUCCGAGAUUAUCGGUUGAUAAUAAUGUGAGGUACUCGUUUGAGGAGCCCAGAGCCUCUUGGGAUGGUUAUUUGAUAGGCAAAGCUUAUCCGAGAUUAAUAACGCCAAUGGCGGUUGUUGAGGAGAAGGGUAGUUCGGGGAACGAGGGAGAUAAGGAUAGUCCGGGUGGAUCUGAGCAGACUAGAGAUUAUUAUGGAGAGUCUUUGAAUAUACAUAGGCGAAGGAGGAGUUUUGAUAGAUGUAAUUCGGGUAAAAGAACGAGCUUUGUUGAUGUUGAUGAGGUUAAAUCAAUAUCAAAUGCCAAGGUGUCUCCUGAAACUGUUGGUUUGUUUCACGGGGCCAAGUUGUUGGUUACUGAGAAAGAGUUGAGGGAUUCCAAUUGGUAUUCGAUUAAAGAUUACCGGGCAGAGUGUGUUGAAUCUGAUUCGAAGAAUGUUGGUUAUGUAGAUGGAGGGGUUGGUCAAAAGGGGUUUAAUUUUAAGAACUCGUUGAGGCGGCGCAAUGUGUGGAAUAUGUGGGGUUUAAUACAGAAGAGAAGUGAAAGUAAAUGUGGAGAUGAAGGGAAUGUGCAUCGUGUGGUUGAUGGAGCAUUAGCUGAGUCAUGGCAAAAGAUUAAAAGAGUCGCGAAUGGAGAACCAAAUGGGACUGUUAGUGAGAAGCUUAUUCGGAGUUAUAGUGUUAGUGCUAGGAACUCUUUGACAGUGGAUGGUGUUGAAGCUAAAGAUAAUGGUGGGAGGAGAAGAGAUGAAAUUCUGCUGCAGAGGAACCGAAGUAGUGCGUUUUCUCCUAACAACCUUGAUAAUGGCUUAUUAAGGUUCUACUUGACACCAGUGAGGAGUUACAGGAGAAGCAAAUCUGGAAGAAAUAGGGUAAAGAAUUCGCAAUCUAUGACUAUGAAUGGCUUGUAAAGGUGCAUCAGUUGUUCUUCAAUGGAAUAUUUUGUUGUUGUAAAGAUAUGCGUCUGCGUAUUUCUCUUUGUUCUAUAGAUAAAAAAGCACAUCAUAUUAUCUCCCUUUUUGUGUUUAACAUGUUCCUUAAUAAGUAAUGACAAUGCAGUUCAA